Molecule: messenger RNA, 1987 nt
Organism: Mizuhopecten yessoensis (Yesso scallop)
Lineage: Eukaryota; Metazoa; Mollusca; Bivalvia; Pectinida; Pectinidae
Product: TM2 domain-containing protein DDB_G0277895-like
Exons: 4
Coding region: 90-659 (189 amino acids)
Source: RefSeq, a predicted model, not a curated record
UUAAAUUGUAGGACAGACUACCGGAUAUAGUGACGUCUUCUUACUUAACCAAUUAACUAUUCUCGUCAUUCAAGUUACCGGACGACAAAAUGGCGAAGCUUUUAGGGAUCUGUGUCCUUCUUUCCUACCUCACAGGUGUGACUGCUGAAUUAUGUACUGCAUCUACAUCAUCAUACUACUACUACAGCUACUACUACAGCUACUACAUCAAUUGUGACACUGGUUGCUGCGGCUAUUAUUAUGACCGGGAAUGCUGUACUUCAUCAGGUGGUACAAUUGCCGGAGCGGUCAUUGGCUGUAUUUUCUUCAUCGCCUGUAUCGUCGUCUUUAUCAUCGUCAUCAAGUCCUGUAACAGGAAAAGGACUGGUGUUAUUGUCGCAGGGCAAACUGGUGGAACUGGAAACGUCACGGUCGUUAACAGUACCACCCAACAGCAAAUGCAACAACAGCCGCACGGAGCCUAUCCUCAGCCGGCCUAUCCUCCUCCUCCACAGUAUGGGGGACAACCUCAACCAUAUGGGGCUUAUCCACAACCAGCAUAUGGGGGCCCUCCUCCUCCACCAUAUGGAGCCCAACCUCAACCACAUGGGGGGCAAGCCGGACCGGCUUAUCCACCUCAACCAGCAGUAAACCAUCCCAAUCAACCAGAGAAGUACUAACUCCAAACAAGCAGUAUGGACGUCAUAACAGAUUACGUGUGGCUAAAGGCUACACACAGAGAACCUAGGAACAUGACCAUCCACAUAGAUUGUGGGAAAAUAUAUAGCGAGGUUGAGAAACAACCGAAAAAUAUUAAAUAAGUCCGUAUUAAGCCUGAGUGAUUUAAAAAAAAAUAGAUUUAUAUAUUUUACAAUUUUAUAAAUAACAAUUAUUGAUUAUAUCUAUUUUACCAAGUACUUUGUAAUUGAAAUGUGUUUUCGUAUUAACCCUAUAGCCACGCUCUUUACUUAUGUAUUUAACAGGUUUCGCGUGUUUACCCUUUUUGAUGUUGUGAGCCUGUUGCUCUUUUUUGCCUGCUACAUUUGAAAUUAAGAUAUAUUUGGGAAAGAUGAUGUGUGCCUUAUUAUUUGUUGAUCAAUCAUUAAUUUACUAGAAAUUCUAUUAACCAAAGAUGACGCAUCCUUCCUGAGCUUGUCCUAUCACUCUGACUAAGUUGAGUGAAGUUUUUGUAUGUGUACCUUUUUGGGUAUAAAAAUCCCGCAAGUUGCACUUGCAGUUGCCAUUUGGUUUCUCGAUUCUGCAAAGAAUUAACUGUGCAAUCACUCCUAAACUUACGAUCAAGUUUUCAAGUACCAUUCCGAACAAGUUGAGUGGAACAUUCUGAUCGCGAACUUGGUUAACUGGUUUUUUUGUUAGCACAACCACAAUAUAUCUAACAAAUGCGUGUAGCAUCAUCACUCGGCAAAAGAAACCAACUCCUGCACAAUGAACUAUUCCAUCCUUUGAAUUGGAAGAGUUCAAAUGUGGUUUCAGGGGUGAAUGGGUUAGUUCGAAAAUAAUAUAUGCAUGCUCAUAUAUUAUUGUCCAAUAGUAUGUGGUUAUAACUAAUUAAAAGUGUCGUUACAUCGCAAACAUGGUAGAGAUUCAAAACUAGUGUAGUAUUUAUCAAUACAGUGUGUUUAGUGUGUGGUCGUAACCAACGAAAAGUGGCGUAACAUCACACACAUGGUAGAGAUUAAGUCAUAAGUAAGUGGUAUUUAUCAAUACAGUGUGUUUAGUGCGUGGUUGUAACCAAAGAAAAGUGUCAUUACAUCACACACAUGGUAGAGAUUAAGUUAUAAGUAAGUGGUAUUUAUCAAUACAGUGUGUUUAGUGUGUGGUUGUAACCAAUGAAAAGUGUCGUAACAUCCCACACACUGGAUAUAUUCCAUUAUUCUAAAGUGAUAUUUAUAAUACAGAUUGUUUAACAUUAUAUUUGAAUUUGAUACUAGGUGUAAAUGACCAACUGCUUUGAGCCUGUAUUAAUAAAUGAAAGACAUGUCAAAAA